This is a messenger RNA of Anguilla rostrata (American eel), 1810 nucleotides long. It is a transcript of the gene odad4, whose product is annotated as outer dynein arm docking complex subunit 4. The record is from RefSeq and is a predicted model, not a curated record. NCBI's taxonomy places the organism in Eukaryota, Metazoa, Chordata, Actinopteri, Anguilliformes, Anguillidae. The coding region runs from base 266 to 1753 and encodes 495 amino acids. Gene Ontology annotation, cellular component: cytoplasm. The transcript has 11 exons. Gene Ontology annotation, molecular function: protein binding.
UUUCAUUAUUCUAGGAUACCGUACAUUUAAAGUUCUGACGUUAUUACGUUAGUCUGAUUAUUAUAACUAAAUUUCAGUAUCCGACAGUGUAGGCUACUUCCAGAACAGUCUGGAACAAUGUAGCAAACGCAGAACUAAAAGCCUUUCGCAAAGUAAUAAAUGGUCAUUUGUGUUUGGCUGGUUGCUAGGAUACCGUUAACAGUGCUCGGCUUACACACGAACGUGCCUUUUGGUUUUGAAAGCAGGGGAAAAUAAUACAUUAAAAAUGUCAGACAACGAGGAAGGCGAUCAAGUGCCAAAAAGUUCGUUCUCUACGUAUGUUGCGGAAGGCGACCAGCUUUACCUCAAAGGAGAAUUCAUCAAAGCCAUAGAAAGUUAUUCAACGGCAUUGGUGCUGCAGCCGGAUGACAAAAAUUGUUUGGUGGCAAGAUCCAAGUGCUAUUUGAAGAUAGGGGAUUCUGUGAGCGCUUUGAGGGAUGCUGAAGCUUCUCUAAAAGAAGACAAAGAUUUUUUUAAGGGCCUGUACCAAAAAGCAGAGGCUUUAUACACAAUGGGAGACUUUGAAUUUGCCCUAGUGUUUUUUCACCGAGGACAUAAACUGCGUCCAGAGCUCCAGGAGUUCAGACUGGGCAUUCAGAAGGCUCAGGAGGCUAUUGACAACUCUGUUGGUAGUCCUUCAUCGGUGAAGCUGGAGAAUAAAGGAGAUCUGUCCUUCUUUCACAAAAAGAAUGAGGGGAAGACAGUGAAGCCAAAGGGUUUACCACGCACCACAAAGAAGGAGCAGAAUCAGCAGAAUAAGAAGAGUCCCAAGAGCGAGAAGACAGCCAAGCAGCUGCUGGGGGAACUCUACAGUGAUAAGGAAUACCUUGAGAAGCUGCUUAAAGAUGAAGAUCUAAUCAAAGGAGAGAUGCGUAACGGGGAAAAGGUCCAGGACCUCAUCCUCAACUGCAUCAGUUACCUGGACACUCGCACUGAGUUUUGGCGCCAGCAGAAACCAGUUUACGCUCGAGAGAGGGACCGCAAGCUCAUGCAGCAGAAGUGGAAAAAGAACCAGCAGAGCCUGCCCUCGGACCCCACAGGCUAUGUGCUGAAGAGUCUGGAAGAGAUUGAUGCCACUAUGGCUGCAGGCAAUGUCAUGGAGAGCCUUAAAAAGGCACAGCGGGUCCUGAAGACAGUUGAGCGCUGGUCAGAGGAAACUGUACCCAAUAAGAAGGAGGUGCUGGGAAACCUGCACAGCUGCAUCGGAAAUGCUCAGAUUGAUCUGGAGGACAUGGACGGAGCUCUGGAGAGCCACAAGAAAGACCUGGACUUAGCCAGACAGAACAAUUUUACAGAUGCAAAAUCGAGGGCUUUGGACAACAUUGGACGAGUAUAUGCCCGGAUUGGGAAAUACAUGCAAGCAAUCGAGGCCUGGGAAGAAAAGAUCCCUUUGGUCUGUAGUAGUCUGGAAAAGGCCUGGCUGUUCCAUGAGAUUGGCCGCUGCUACCUUGAGCUGGAACGCUUUGAGGAGGCCCGGGACUAUGGUUCACGCUCGCUGGAAGCCGCUAACGAGACCAGUGACGAGAAGUGGCAGCUGAAUGCCAGCGUGUUGGUGGCUCAGUCAGAGGUGAAGCUGGGUAACCACAACUCAGGCGUGGAGCACUUUGAGAGAGCCUUGGAGUGGGCCAAACUUCUACGUGACAACCCUGCCAAGGAAGCCAUUGAGAAGGCACUUACUGAAGCGAGGCAAAACCUGACAGAGGAAUCAAAAUAGAUGCUUGCCAGAAGGUGUCGGGUCAAUGUACUGCAGAAGAAUAAAGGCUGGCUUAAG